ACUGAAAGUAACAGCUAAUGACAUCUAAAGCAUUCUGUUGUGGGGAUGCCUGUCGCUCUCCUAAACUUGUGUUUCUUUUUGUUGGUGUUGAACAUAGAGUCUGCAGUCUCUGUCUGUGACAUCAGAGUGCAUACGAUCAAUUUCGGAUGCCAUCUUGAGUGGGAUUGCCCCGAUGCCGACCCUAAAACAACUUACACUGUCUGGAGCAAGCACGGUAGAUCAUGGGUAAAUGUUUCAGGCUGCAUCCAGAUUUCCCAGCAAAGCUGUAAUCUGUCAGAAGUCUUUCCUAAUUUAGACAUCUACAACUUCAUCAGACUAACAUCUGAGCUUCUCUGGCUGAAUGAAACUCUGUAUUGCACCCCUGUAAAUGACGCUGCUGCCAAAUUCAGCCCGCCCUCCAUAACAAACUCCAUGGGCAAUGGAAGUCUAUGGGUGACAGUACAUUUUCCUUGUGCUCCAUCCGUAAGCUGCUCUUUUGAUGGUGAAAAUGAAUAUUAUGAGGAAGAGGAGGAGAUGGGAUGCCCCUGUCUUGUAACUGAUGUUAAACGUCUCUGGGCAACAGUCACUCUAUACAAUGAACAGAAUCUCUCAGACAAACAGGCACACACUGCUGAAGUGACGCAUACCCCAUUCAAGGUGGAAUUUGGUUUUCUUACACCAGGGCAAGUGUACUGUGCUGUGGCCAACUUCACAUUUGAGGGUGUGCUGGUGCCUUCUCCCCCGAGCAUCCCGCAGUGUGUCUACAUACCAGCAAAUAACGAAAGCCUUAUCGUUGUGAUUGUGUGUGCUGUUCUCAUCACUAUUGGCUUAGUAUUUCUUCUGUUCUGGAGACAGUGUGCAUCUUCUGAACGUCCCCUGCCCAGAUCUUUGGCUUUACUUCGAGACCUAGAACUUCAGAACGAGACUUUUGCUGACUCCAGUAAAGCUUCACCAGACAACGAGAGCUCUGAGGGUGACCAUGUUUCUGUCGUUUCCUUCCCUGACUUCACACUCACAGACAAGAAGUCUUCUUACUACAACACCCGAAGUCUGGGCUACGGCUAUUACACAAGCCCCAUCCUGCACAAUCCAGACUGCACUGAGGAGUCUGCGCAGUCUGAAGAGUUGAGCACAGAAGACCAACAUGAAAAGUUCUAUCUGUUACCAUCACAUCCAUUUCUAGAAACAGAGGUGGGAUUUCCAUAUCAGAAUCAGAGGCAUUUACUGUCCCCCGGAGACAUCCCUCUGAGCUCGGUGCGAGUUGAACACACUCAACAGGACGAGACAUCAACUGAAGACCCAAUGUGGUCUGAAGAUGUCCUGUGUGGAAAAAAUAUGAGACCAAUAGAAGACAUCCAAACAAAUUGAAACUACUGAUGUUUGUUUUACUUUUUCAGAAAGGUUAAAUAUAAUGUUUAAUAGACUCAAGACAGAUUUGUUCUUUGUACAGUUUUUAAUACAUGCUUUUUUUUGGUGCUAUUAAUUUGCAACAAUGUGAUUCUGUCCUUUUGCCCACUAACUAUUGACAUAGCUGUGAAAGGAAAAGUAGUGACAGAUCUUUUCUUAUGUAUUGUGAUGUACAUCCGAGUGUACUGUAACUGUGUACUGAAAAAAAAAAAAGACAAGCACUUGAUUCUAUUUAUUGUUGUUUGGAAAUGGAGACAGAUGAACAUGAGUUUUGCAGGACAAGAGACAUUUUCAUUUUGACCUUAGGUGCAGUUAUGACAAAUUUAUUCUUAUAUUCAUAUAUUAUGAUUUUUUUUUUUUAAAGAAGCACAUACGGAUGAUUCAUUCACAAGA
Messenger RNA from Carassius auratus (goldfish), 1779 nucleotides. RefSeq lists its product as uncharacterized. Gene Ontology annotation, cellular component: plasma membrane. The record is from RefSeq and is a predicted model, not a curated record. Gene Ontology annotation, molecular function: cytokine receptor activity; protein binding. Gene Ontology annotation, biological process: cytokine-mediated signaling pathway. The transcript is spliced from 8 exons. Lineage: Eukaryota; Metazoa; Chordata; Actinopteri; Cypriniformes; Cyprinidae. Bases 46 to 1347 code for a protein of 433 amino acids.